GAUCAUGAUGAGUGUCCUUUUGGAUUACGAACAUGACUAUCAUUAUCAUGACCAUGACAAUAGUUCCAACCACAGUGACUAUGAUGACAAGGAUUUUGACUUCCACACAGUCUGCGACAAACAAGAGGUCCGGUCUUUUGCUGGGGUCUUUUUGCCAGUCGUCUACACCCUAGCAUUGAUCCUGGGCCUGGCAGGAAACUCGCUGGUCAUCUUAAUUUACCUUUCCCACAAACGCUUACGGACGCUGACGGACGUUUUCAUCCUCAACCUGGCGUUCGCAGACCUCCUCCUGCUCCUCACACUGCCCUUCUGGGCUGCGGAUGCAGUGAAUGGCUGGGAGAUUGGCACAGCCGCCUGCAAGAUCACUUCAGCUCUCUACACCACUAACUUCAGCUGUAGCAUGCUGCUGCUGGCCUGCAUUAGCAUAGACCGCUAUCGUGCGCUAGCCAGAGGCUCCACCACCGCCAACGCCCCAGCCAGGAGCAACGCCCGCAGGCAGAGGAUAAUCAUGUGCCUCAUGGUUUGGGGACUUGCCAUUGUCCUCGGAUUGCCAGAUAUGGUGUUCUACACGGUGAAGAAGCAGCACUCGAUUGGGCGUAAUGCCUGCCGGGCAGUUUACCCACACAGCAUGGCGCGGGCAGCUAAAGCAACUCUGGAAAUUCUGGAAGUGUCUCUGAGCUUUCUUCUGCCUUUCCUGGUGAUGAUGUUCUGUUAUUGCAGGGUUGGAAUUGUGUUGGGUCAAGCCGCAACAGCGGGCGUACGUGGUGGAAGGAGAUGGCGGGCAUUUCGGGUUUUGAUAGCAGUAGUAGGUGUGUUUCUGUUGACCCAGCUCCCCUAUAAUGUGGUAAAAUUAGUCAGAGCCCUGGAUGUGAUCUACAUUUUAGUGACAGAAUGUGAGGUGAGCAAAAACCUUGACCGGGCCAAUCAAAUCACUGAAAGUCUGGCCCUCACGCAUUGCUGCCUGAAUCCUGUGCUCUAUGUCUUUAUUGGCUCAUCCUUCAAAAUGCACAUUCUGAAGCUUGUCAAGCGCUGCGGGCAGACAGGAAGAGGGUACCGCCAUGGCAAUGAACAGCCCACUGUCGAGAUCUCCCUUAAGUCAGGCACACAAACUCACACUCACUCUUCGUCGGACAAUGAAGACACGAGUACGUUCACCAUAUGACACCGCAAUAACUUCAACAAUGAGGACUGCCAACUAUAUUCCAGGACAUUAAAAAAAUUUAAUUUUAAAUUUUAAAUUUUAAAAAUUAAAGUUUUUAAGUAACUUUGACAAUAACAGUCGUGUACAGAGUUCAUUAAGUUCGAAGUAUAAUUCAGUUUUGAUGUGAUCGCUAGUGUAUGCGUAUAAAGUUGAACACGUUUCUUUUUCUUUUCUUUUGUUAACUUACAUGAAUACUUGCACUAAACACAAAUUCACUAGUUUAAUUUGUGUUCAGUGUCCGCACUAUUUCCAGUCAUUUAAACUAGAGUUGCAGGUUUCUUUUAACCCCUCUCAAAUAGGGAUGGGUCACGAUUUUCAAAUAUUCGAUUAGUUAAUUUAAUUAUCGAAUAUCAAAUAGGUUGUGCGAUUAUUGUUUUAAAAAGUUCCCAUGUUUGCGAGAGAAAGUAUUGAAAUAUAUUUUUUCCUCCCAUCUCGUAUUUAUUCCCUUUAGGGGCUCCAUUUUUUAAUGGAAAUGACCUAGCCUUAUGAGCGGUUGAUUUAUGCUAAUCGACGGACUGUUAUGUUAAUAAGUGCAGUCAUUCAGUUAUGUUUAUUAUAUUACAUUUUUCAGCAUGCUACCAUCAUUAUAUGGCUUGAGUUAAGAUAGCCUAUCUUCUAAUUAAUUAAACUGUUUAUUAUACAGAUUGAAAGCAUGAAUGUUCUCUCUCCCUCUCUCUCUGUUUAUGGCUGUGUAGCCUAUACGUGCGUGUGUGCAUGCGGGGAAGGGGUGCGAUUUCCGAAUAAUAAUUUAAGAAUUCACAGCGAUCUUCGAAUAUUAUUUUUGCUUGAAAUGCCCAUCCCUACUCUCAAAAGUUCUCAUCAAUAAUGGCAUAUAUUAUUAUUGUUACUGCCGUCUCCAUUAUUUUUCAACUGUAAAACGAAAGGCUGGGCCAGUGUUGCCAACUAUGAAAAAAACAUUAAGGUGCAUGUAUGAGCUAAGCAUUCAGAGUAUGUGUGGUUAGAAAAAUCUGGCUGAACAUACAGUAUGCAUGUACUAUGCUGCUGAUGCAAUUUACACCACACACACUGUACGCAUACUGCACAUAUGUAAAAAUCUAAGUAUACUUUGGCCUUAAGAUUAAUGCAUUAACCAGAAACAUUCCACUUAAACAUCUUUUGUUAUAUGUUUAAAGAUCAAAGUAUGCUGUUUAUCAGAAGACUUGCAUGGAAUCUGAGCCCGCAGAAUUCCAUGGAAAACUUCACAGAAUAUAUCGUUAACAACACUUGUGUGUUUGUUUAUUUCGUAUUUUGAUUGCUAAUACUCUCUGCUAACAAACAAUAGUGCCAUUACUCAGUUUUAGCUAAUAAUAGUCCACAGAAUCCACAAAAUCAGUGCAUUAACCAGGAAAAAUUUAUUCUAUGUGGGCAUAUUUAUCAGUUAUUAUACUGACCACUUAUAGAAAGUGUAUAGAGAACUCAGGGAUCUUGUGUAGAAAAGAUACCCUGCAUACCAGACGUUACAUUUUGUAUAUUAUAUAUCAACAAUGUAAAUAUAUUUUUAGAUUAAAGCAUACUUUAAACACUUGGCCUUGUAUUGAGUUUUGGUGUUAUUUCUGGUUUGGAAUUCCAUAUGUGCUUGCACAGAAAAGUCUGCAGGAAAACAAAGUAUACAAACACACACAAGUCACAUGUACAGAAGAUUAUGCUUUACACACAGGAUAUAAGCCACAGCAUCUGAUUCUGGUUGUAAGUGUGUGGUUUUGAAGGAGAGUUUGUGAAUUAAUGGGAAGGUUAUUAUGACAGCACAGAUGAUAUUUGGAAAGCAGAUUGGAAAAAGAGGUUCAUGAACAAAAGUGGUCAACCAUAUUUUUUCUUUAAAUAUAAUAAAAUAAAUGGGGAAAAAAUGAAAAUAAAUAAAAGCACAAAGAGAGAUAAAUUAUUGGCUUAAUUAGCAGGAUUUUAGACAGCCAUAUGUUGUUACAUUUAUUUCUGAAUUAUUACCAACAAUUAUGAAUUAUUAAUGUCUUGUGCUCUGAAAUUACAGUUCAGCCCUGAAGUUCUAUCUCUUUAAAAGAGACUUGCUGAUGAUAAUCCGCUCUGCAAAACUAACGGAAUGCAUAGUUAAUAAAAAAAAACUGGAUGACUAGUAAUUUCUUACUGCUAAAUUCUGGAAAAAAAACAGAGGUGUUAAUAAUAGGGCCUAAAACCUCUGCAAGUAAUGACCUAGAACACUGUUUAACACACGAUGGUUGCUCUGUCAGUUUUUUAUCAUCAGUUACGUAAUAACGUAGGUGUGCUAUUUGAUAGCGAUCUUCCCUU
Messenger RNA from Sinocyclocheilus grahami, 3460 nucleotides. Its product is annotated as atypical chemokine receptor 4-like. Gene Ontology annotation, cellular component: external side of plasma membrane; membrane. The transcript has a single exon. Bases 5 to 1162 code for a protein of 385 amino acids. NCBI's taxonomy places the organism in Eukaryota, Metazoa, Chordata, Actinopteri, Cypriniformes, Cyprinidae. The record is from RefSeq and is a predicted model, not a curated record. Gene Ontology annotation, biological process: positive regulation of cytosolic calcium ion concentration; immune response; calcium-mediated signaling. Gene Ontology annotation, molecular function: C-C chemokine binding; scavenger receptor activity; C-C chemokine receptor activity.